AUGUCUUACGAAAAAUCAGCAUCAUUCUAUCAAACUACUUCUGGUGCAAGUGAACCUGUUAGAGGUGAGUUUAACUUAUUUUCGUCAGAAGAAUCUUCAGAAAUAUAUAAAUACACACGUACAUACAUACACUAUCCACUUUUACUAUUUUUAUGGAUUAUUUCAGGCGGAAAUAGUGUUGCUUUUGAUGGGAAUCUCAGAGGAACUGCUUAUGGUGGAAAUUUACAGGGCAUUGCUUUUGGGGGAGGCUUAGAAGGUGGAACACAAGGAAGUUAUUCAAGCUAUGAAUCCGCAUCUACAACAGGUUAUGGAACUGGAGCUGCCAGAACAGCUCUUGCUGGUGGUGGAGGAACUAGUAAUGAGUACUAUUCGUCAUCAGCCUAUGCUGGACUUGGAGCUGGUGCUCAAGCAAGCAGUAGUGAUUUAGAAACUGGCUUUGCACAGCAAAAUCUUUCAGGAGCAUUUCUAGCCAAUAAUACUGGUUAUAGUGCAAGCAGUUUAGAAGAGCAAUCAUCUUCAUCAACAACUUAUGCAGUUGAUAAUCAAGGUCUCUAUAAAGAUCCUAAUCCAGAAGUUAUACAACGACCAGCUCCUGGUGGUCCACAAACAUAUACUCAACGAGUCCUUAUUCGAUUUUUACAACCACCUGCAGUUCCUCCACCAGGCCCUCUCAUCAUUAAAGAAGUUCGUCCACCUCAACCACCUCCACCUCCUCCACUUUACAUACGACAACGUCCACCACCACCACCUAAAUUACCACCACUUGUUAUUCGUGAAGCUCCACCAAAAAUGCCUCCGCCAGUAAGCACACAAGUUAUAACAAAGAUGCUUGCAGCUAUACCAGUACCACCUCGUUCAGUAAUCAUUGAACGUUUGCCACCCCUACCACCUAAACCACGUGAUAUUAUUGUCGAACGUUGGUUACCUUAUCGAACACAACAGAAACGUCGUGUUAUUGUUCAACGAGCUCCACCUCCAGUCAUCCAAAAACCACGUAACAUUAUCAUUUAUUACGAACCACCAAAGGCUCAAGUCGUUCGUCGAUUUCAAAAUUUGGGUGUUCAACCUGCUAAUCCAGCUGAGUACAUAGCACGUUAUGGCACGCAAUUAGAAGAUUCUCAAACACUUGUUACACAAGCUCGGCAAGCUGGUGUUGUUGAAGAUAUUUCACCUCCUGUUGGUGCAGUAUCAAACUUGCAAUCAGCAAGUUAUCAAAGCUAUCAACCAGAUGGUAUUGGUACUGGUACUGCUAACUAUGAUUUCGUUUCAUCUUCAACCGAUGUUUAUGGUGCUAGUGGUGGUUCAUUAUCAUCUGGAAAUGCUGGUCUUAAUUGGAUUGGAGGUGCUGGUCUUAAUGUGACCGGUGAUGCUGGUCUUAAUUUGGUUGGUGGUGCUGGUGGAGUCUCAUCAGGUAUCUAUCAAUCAUCAUCAUCUUUAAAUAGAACUACUGGCACUGGUGGUUAUAUGGGGGGUCUUGAAUCAUCAUUAAGUGGUGUUGGUCUUGGUCUUGCUGGUAAUGCAAACAAUGUUGUUGGUGGUAGCGGUAGCUAUGGAUCGUACUCAUCACAACAAACAUUUACUCAAUAA
Molecule: messenger RNA, 1587 nt
Organism: Rotaria sp. Silwood1
Lineage: Eukaryota; Metazoa; Rotifera; Eurotatoria; Philodinida; Philodinidae
Source: the annotation of a GenBank genome assembly